CAGCUUUCUCACUGCCAAAUCUCAGGAUUUGAGCUUUUAAUCUCCCUCUGGACCAUGAAUCUUGUGGCAUUUUGCAUUCUCCCCAGGCUGGGCAUUGUGUCCCACUGGGAAGAGCCAAGGGGCAGCUGCGUGCCUGCGGCUCAGCUGAAGUCCUGCCAGCCACCCAGUUACUGAGUAACACGGGUGGCCCCAUGCCCGGUGUGCACUUUAACUCAUUUCCACAGCCAGCACAUUCCUGUGCCAUCCCCUCUGGAGCAUCCCUGGUGCAGGGCAUCUGGAUCCCUCCGCCUCUGCAGCUCAGAGGGAAGUGUUGCUCCAGGAAGCAGCAAAACCCCACUGAGUCUUACAGGGGAGGAAAAGGAGGUGAUGGGAGCUGAGGAUACCCCACUGUGGAUCCCAAUGCUCCAUGCAUCCAGGCUCCGGAUGCACGUGAUGUACGAAUGCCGCCUGAAAUGACCUAACGACCUCCACUGCUUCUGCACAGCGAGAUGCAUGGCUGCUUUUCUUCUUCCCAGAACAUCUCCUGGGGUGAAGAAACUGCAGCGUCCUGGUUUUCCAUGCGUCCAAGAGUGCCUGCGGACAAAGAGGGGCUGCGUGGUCCAGCAGAGCCUGUGUAGCUAAUGGCUCCCAGGAUAAUGCCGCUGUCCUGCUGCAGAGCCAUGCCCAAGAACGAUGGUGCCAAAAAGCCAGCGUCGGAGAUGGUGCCGGAUCAGCGCUGGAAGCUACAAGUCUGCUACCUCUGUUUCUAUGGCUUCAUGACACAGAUCCGGCCCGGGGAGAGCUUCAUCACCCCCUAUCUACUGAGGGCCAACAGCAGCUUCACAAAGGCAGAGGUGACCAAUGUGAUCAUGCCUGUGCUGUCCUACUCCUACAUGGCUGUGCUGGUGCCCAUCUUCCUGCUGACAGACUACCUGCGCUACAAGCCCGUGCUGGUGCUGCAGAGCCUGAGCCACAUCUCCAUCUGGCUGCUACUGGUGCUGGGCACUUCUGUCUGGGCCAUGCAGCUGAUGGAGUUCUUCUACGGCAUCACCAUGGCUGCCCGCAUCGCCUACUCCUCCUACAUCUUCUCCGUGGUCACACCGUCCCGCUACCAGCGGAUGGCCAGUUAUUCCCGCUCUGCUGUGCUCCUGGGGGUUUUCACCAGCUCCGUGUUGGGCCAGCUCUGCGUCACCUUGGGUGGUGUCUCCUUCCUCACUCUCAACUACAUCUCCUUGGGCUUUGUCAGCUUCGGCCUCAUCCUCACCCUCUUCCUCGAGCGGCCUCGGCGCAGCCUCUUCUUCAACCGGCCCGGGAGGACCGGUGACGCUGCUGUGCCCACUGAGCUGGACAGGAUGGCUGGGGGGCACAGCGGCGGGGGGACACGGGGCUGGCGGGACAUGGUGCUGUGCCGUAUGCUGCAGGAGCUGGGGGCGCUGGCCAGGCAGCCCCAGCUCCGCCUCUGGUCCCUGUGGUGGGUCUUUAACUCGGCUGGGUACUACCUGAUGCUGUACUAUGCUCACAUCCUCUGGAGCGAGAUCUCUCCCACCAGUGACAACCGCCACGUGUACAAUGGAGGCGUGGAUGCUGCCUCCACUCUGCUGGGAGCUAUCUCCUCCAUCGCUGCUGGCUACGUGAAGAUCCGCUGGACGCUGUGGUCAGAGCUCGUGAUUGGAGUGGUUACGGCAUUCCAGGCGGGAUUGCUUCUGCUCAUGAACUCCACCACCAACAUCUGGCUGUGCUAUGCUGCCUAUAUCCUCUUCCGUGGCUCCCACCAGUUCCUGGUGCCUAUUGCCAUUUUCCAGAUUGCUGCCUCCCUCUCCAAAGAGCUCUGUGCUCUCGUCUUCGGGGUCAACACCUUCUUUGCUACUGUGCUGAAGACCAUCAUCACCAUCAUCGUGGCGGACAAGAGGGGCUUGGGCUUAUCCGUGCAUCCCCAGUUUUAUGUAUAUUUUGGCUACUUCACCCUGCUGGCUGUGGUCUACCUGCUGGCGGCCAUCGGCGUGGGUGUCCAGCACAGCCACCGCAGGCAGCCAGUGGAGCUGGCCCUGGCCAAAGAGCCGUGCCAGCUCCCAGUGGAAACUCCAGCACAGGAGAAAAGCCCAGAGGCAGGCACCGUGUGAGCCUGAGUGCUGGCACCGCGACACUGUGGCCAGCUCUUGGCUCCUGAAGUGAGCAUUGUCAUCGCCACCGUGUGCUUGGUGUCCUGUCCCACUGCUGGUCCUGGGUGCUGUUUUGUCGAGGAUGUAACCGCUGGGACAUGUUUUCUUCUCUGUGAAGACAGGGCUGCGCCCCUUCCCUGCCCCCACACACGGAGUGUGAGCAGGAUUCCCAUGGUGCCGCCACCAUGUGUCACAGAGGGGGAUGGAUGAAGACCCCAUCCUGCUGCAUCCCCAUCAUGGCACAGAGCCAGGCUACAAGAGAAUGUUUCUUUAUUCAGUGCCUUUAGAAAAUGAUGACCAAAAAAUAAUGUAAAGAUCCACACGCUUUAAAUUCCAUUAAUGACACAAAAUACAGUAGACUGUAAGAAAUAGAGACCAUGUGACUCGCACAGCUUUUAUGGUAAUAAUUUCCAUACAAUAACAAAAAAAGCUAGUUACAAA
Messenger RNA from Taeniopygia guttata (zebra finch), 2579 nucleotides. RefSeq names its product solute carrier family 19 member 1 (gene SLC19A1). The record is from RefSeq and is a predicted model, not a curated record. Gene Ontology annotation, molecular function: folic acid binding; folate:monoatomic anion antiporter activity. Gene Ontology annotation, biological process: folate transmembrane transport. Gene Ontology annotation, cellular component: basolateral plasma membrane; plasma membrane; apical plasma membrane. Lineage: Eukaryota; Metazoa; Chordata; Aves; Passeriformes; Estrildidae.